Contarinia nasturtii (swede midge) is the source of this 2876-nucleotide messenger RNA. RefSeq lists its product as uncharacterized. The coding region runs from base 232 to 2772 and encodes 846 amino acids. Lineage: Eukaryota; Metazoa; Arthropoda; Insecta; Diptera; Cecidomyiidae. The record is from RefSeq and is a predicted model, not a curated record. The transcript is spliced from 3 exons.
AGAAAACAUUAUGUUUAGUUUAUUUUCGGCCGCUGAAUGGUAUUGAUGUGUCUUUUGGUUUCUUUUUCUGGAUUUGUUUGUAGAAAAAAUCACGUAUUUCUCUGUGAAUGCUAAAUUUUUAAUCGUCUAGUGUAAGGUGCAAGAGGUUACUAUUUUUCGAAGUGCAAGAAGUUUCUUUUUGUGACAAUCGUGCAAAUAAUUUUGGUGGAAAGAGAACAGACGGAAAAAACAAUGGACAACCGAUUUGGGUGUCAUUUGUUUAUUUUACUCUUUAUGUUUUCCGGGCUCGACAAUAUUCGAAUGUUGAAUAUUGAACGAGAUGUAAUCUUUACACCAAAUCAAAUGACUCAAGUGGCUGGAAAAACGUUAUAUUAUAAUCCCAGCGAGGCAAACGAGAUAGACCGUAACCGGCAUAACAACAACAUUGAUGACUACAUCGUUGAGCAGAACGUGGAAAAUCGAUGGUUGGAACCGUUAAAGCAUUCAUUAUAUCUGAUGCUUAACAAUAAAAUCAAUUCAAACGCAAGCACAAGUGAUGUAAUCCUCGAGGAAAGUAUUCAACUGGCAAGAUUCCUCGAACUGAACAAUGGACAUAAUAGAAAUAGUCGGUUUGGUGAUGUGAUCAAUUUGGUGAAUGGAAAGCUUGAGAUUGAUCGAAAUGGCGUAUUUCAAUUGGUUGAAAUCCAUGAUAACUGUAUAAAAUAUUGUCUGGAAGAGUCGAUCGAUGAACAUAAUAUAACGGCAUUUUGGUCAGUUUAUAAAAUUCGUCAUCGAGAUGAAAAGCGCGGCUAUCGAUAUGAAUUGAAAUUUACGAUACGUCGCUUGCAGAACAGUCCACUUCUGUUCAAAAGAAAUGAUGAUCAUAGCGCAAAUAUUCGAAGUUUUCUCCUGAGAGAUCAAGAUUAUCCGAAAUUCUUUGAAGAGGCCGUCGUUAAAAAGAAAAAACUUUCCAAAAUGGAGAAAAGAAUUUUCAACACUCUCUAUGACAAUGCAGAACAGCCAUUCAAUUUAGAUUAUCGUGCACAUCCAUCACAACAAUAUGAUCAAGACAAUUUAAAUACCGGCGAAUAUUAUGCCAAAGGAUCGACACAAGAUGUUCGCUAUCAAGUACACAAUCCACAAGAAGUGGCCACUGAAAAUGCGAAUGUGCAUCAUCACUAUUUCCUCAACAAAAAUGAAGUGCCGAUCUUUAAAUCGAGCCAUUACGAGAAGUUGGCCACAUUUCCCGAUCGAUACAAUGCAUUGAAUUUCCCAAAUAACCAUGUCGUACCACCAAAUCAAGUGUCCAUACCACGGGUGCACAGUCAACUUGAUAGCUAUGGUGAGAUUUUACAAACCACAUCUCAGACCCCAUUCCAAUUUCCAAACCAUGUGAAUUUUCAAGAACAACAACGAACCGAAUUCAUUCGGCCAACAACAUACAGAGGUCAUUACGAUGAUAACCGCGAAUCAAUUUUGGAUGGUGAAGUUAAACGGGAUAAUUUUGUGCAUCAUUCAAAUCGAAAUCAAUUGAUUCAAUUCCCAGUUAGGCAUACCCAUGUCAUUGACAUAACCUCGACUCCAUCAACAUAUGCGAUAAAUUUGAAUAGAUCGCCGGCACCAUCAAUUCAAACUCAUUAUAAUAAGCAGUAUACGCAUACAAAUGGCAUUCAGCCGGCAGAAUUAAAUCAAAAUUAUCAACAUUCGUAUUGGUUUGGACAGCAUCCGCAUCAACAGAAUUUCAAUUUUGUAGGUAGUUAUCCUUAUCGAGACGACAUUUAUUCGGAAUUAGAUCCAAUUUAUCAUGGCCCAUUAGCAACACCAUCGGACAUACCAUCGUCAAGUGUUCCUGGUGGAAUCGAUGGUGAUAUUCAUGAUGCGGACGCUGGGUUUGUAUCACAAUUACCAUUGCAAACUGAAGGCGAUGGCUUUUCAUCAUAUGAUAUUCCAAUGGAAGUGCAUCAAACCACUUCGACAAAUACCGAUCCCAGUUUUACAACGCCAUACAAUUUUGUGACAACAACACAAGUUGAUAGUUCACAGUCAGAGGAUAAGAGUAAACCAUUUCCCGAUUCAAUAAAUGCUCAAUUGCCGCCACCUGAUUCUGGCGCCGAUACUCGUAUUCCAUAUGUUGAUGAAUCGACACCGAGAAAAAAAUCAAAUCGAAAACACAACGAAAAAAUCAAAGUGAUUAUUAGCGAAGAGAGUGGCGACGACAGUGAUGAUGACAAUGAUGACAGUUUAUCGUUUGGAAAACCAAGCAUUGAGAAUAUUGUGCAGAAAACUACGAAAAAAUCGACACAAAACCGAUACAAAAAUUCAAAGAAUACAAGCACCACUGAAAAACCGUCAUGGACGCCAAAACGGCCACGAUUGAGAAAUUCAGAUAAGUAUAAAACGAACAGUGAACUGGUGAAAAGACCAGAGAAAAUACCACCAUCACAUGCCAAUCGAAGAAAACUCACAUUACGUAAAGUAACGACAACAACGGCUGCUGCACCAACAAGUGUAACUCAGGAAUUUAACGAUGAAAGUAGUGAGAGGGUAACAGCUUCAACAACACAUGUGCCGAAAAUUGAAGAACAACCGAGAACAACACAAAGUGUUCGGAAAUCGGUGAGCGUACACAUUGCAGAAAAAGUUACGGUAAUGCCAAAGAAAUCAACAAAAAUGGUGCAAAAUAGCAGUAAACAUGGAGAAAAUCUCAAACUGCGUCGUGUCGCACGAGUAAGAAAAGUUGAGAAAAAUAUAGCUGACAAUUCAUCCACCACUGCACAAUCAUUAGAACAGUAAGGCGAUUCGAACCGAUUUUUCGUGUUAAUUUUUGAUUAUUUUUUCGAUUCGUUCUAAGGGAAUGGUUUCAUUUCGUAUUUUUAAGCACGUAAAAUAGUUAAAUA